CAAAUGACUGGGAGAUGUUCAAAUCUCAGUCCCCCACCGCUUCUAUUGCCUCCCGUCGGCCCUCAAGUCUUCGCGCACGCACACAGAACUUGUUCAUGGCAGAAGAAACAAGUUGAAGAAAAACAUAUCCGCAGAGAAACAGAAGAGGGAGGGGGAGAGAGAGAGAGAGAGAGAGAGAGAGAGAGUGAGAGAAUCGAGGGUCCGUGAAAGAAAAUCUUGGGGGUCAAAGAAAAUUGGAAGAAGAGAAGCUGGUUCCGAAAGAAAGUAAGAGGUAGUGAAAAGAGACUUCUUGUGAGAAAAAGAUUUUAGAGAGAGAGAGCGUGUUGGGGCUGGGGGCUGGGGAUGUGAAUUUAGAAGCAGAGAAGAGCCAGAGAAAGGGAGAAAGUUCGUAUUUUGAAUUGAAGAAUCUGGAAGAAACGAUAUCGUUAUCUGCGGAGAAACCUGAAAUCCCUAGCCCCCCAACUGUGAAGAAGCUGUCUCCAACUUGGUCCGACCUCUGGCUCAAGAACACCAAGAAGCCUCUCAAGCAUGUGGUGUUGACCAUGCAGCUACAGUCCCUCUCUUCCCACACCAUCAAUUCCCCCCAAAUCUCCAAAACCCUAACCCCCAGUGUAUCCAAAUCAGAUCCCACCCUCCUCCUCCCCGACCCACUCCUCCUCAAAAUCCUCGCCGAACUCCCUGAUUCCCAGAGCAAACCCAACUCCCUCGUUUGCAAGCGCUGGCUUAACCUCCAAGGUCGCCUUGUCCGCUCCCUGAAGCUCUUGGAUUGGCAUUUUCUCGAGUCGGGUCGCUUGGUUUUUCGGUUCCCAAAUCUGACCCAUGUAGAUUUGGUUUCUGGGUGUUUGGUUUCGCCCCGAAAUUCGGGUAUUCUGUUGAGCCAUAGAGUUGUUUCGGUUCAUAUCGGAUCCACGUUCUCCAAGACAUGGAAGGUAUGCGAAGAUAGUCUGUUGCCUGCUGAGGUUAUUGAUAUGGGGCUAAACGUGUUGGCAAGUGGUUGCCCCAAUUUGCGCAAACUCGCGGUGAUUGGCGCUAGUGAAGUGGGGCUGUUGAAUGUGGCUGAGGAGUGCUCGACACUUCAAGAGUUGGAGUUGCAUAAGUGUGGUGAUGAUGCAUUGCGCAGCAUUGCCGCGUGUACGAAUUUGCAAGUCUUGAAGCUGGUUGGCAAUGUGGAUGGGUUUUUUAGUUCCAUGCUUUCGGAUAUUGGGUUAACAAUAUUGGCACGAGGGUGUAAGAGGUUGGUGACGCUCGAGCUUCAUGGUUGUGAGGGGAGUUUUGAUGGGAUUAAGGCAAUUGGGCAGUGUUGCCUAAUGUUAGAGGAAUUGACGAUUUGUGAUCAUAGGAUGGACAGUGGGUGGUUAGCGGGGCUCUCAUAUUGUGAAAAUCUCAAGACUUUAAAAUUUCAGUCCUGUAAAGGGAUCGAUCCCAGUCCGGGGCCAGACGAGUAUUUGGGCUGUUGCCCGGCUCUACAACGGUUACAUUUGCAGAAGUGUCAGUUGCGGGAUAAGAAUAGCCUGCGAGCGCUGUUUAUGUUGUGUGGGGCUGUGAGGGAGAUGGUUUUUCAGGACUGUUGGGGCUUGGAUAACGACAUGUUCAUCUUCGCUAGUACUUGCAGGAGGGUAGAGUUCCUAUCUUUGGACGGAUGCUCAUUGCUGACAACCGAAGGUCUGGCCUCUGUAAUUCUUUCCUGGAAAGAACUUCGAAGACUUAGAGUCGUCUCCUGCAAGAAUAUAAAGGAUAGUGAAAUUUCUCCUUCACUCUCUACCCUGUUUUCUGUUUUUAAAGAGUUGAAAUGGAGGCCAGAUACGAAGUCCCUUCUUCCAUCGAGUCUUGUGGGGACCGGCAUGGGAAAGAAAGGUGGUAAAUUUUUCAAGAGGAUGUGAGACAUGAAGCUGAUAACCGGAAUCUGCAGCUUAAUCUUACACAGAUGAUUCAGGCAAACAUUGUUAAAGGAGUUGUGACAAUGUACCAAUAUUCUGUAAUCAUUACGUUAAUUUAGAUGGUUAGAAUAGAUAUAGAUGUUGACAAAGAAAGAUUGUAAACAUCGUCCAUUUUGCCUGACCCACUUUCUCGGGGUUUCCCCCACCCGCCACAAUUUUGAUUCAACAGGGCAGAUUAUCUAGGUCAUAUUUUGACACUGUUCAGUCAAUAAUACUCGAGCAUGCUUGUAACGUU
Juglans microcarpa x Juglans regia is the source of this 2172-nucleotide messenger RNA. Its product is annotated as F-box protein At5g07670-like. The transcript has 2 exons. Gene Ontology annotation, molecular function: protein binding. Gene Ontology annotation, cellular component: SCF ubiquitin ligase complex. The record is from RefSeq and is a predicted model, not a curated record. Bases 543 to 1880 code for a protein of 445 amino acids. Gene Ontology annotation, biological process: SCF-dependent proteasomal ubiquitin-dependent protein catabolic process. Lineage: Eukaryota; Viridiplantae; Streptophyta; Magnoliopsida; Fagales; Juglandaceae.